AUGGAUAGUAUAGAUGAGUCAAGAUUGCCACUAGAAAUCAAAACCAAAUUAGCCGAACUUGAAAUUGAACUUUCUGAAGGUGAUAUCACAGAAAAAGGGUAUCAAAAAAAGAAACAGAAGUUAUUAGCCCCGUUUAUUACGGUUGGUGGUAAUUCCACUAAUCCACCGUGUAACUCACAUAUUCCUCGUGGUGGUAUCUUACUUCCUGGACUGAAUGAAAACUAUGGGAGCAAUUUAGCCCUACGAGAUGGUGAAGCACCAGAGUCUUUCAGAAAUGAACCUCAAAACGAUUCUCCAAUUAAUGCUCAAAACCGUAGAUAUAUACGUGAAAAUCAUCGCUAUCGGUCGGACAUCCGAGAUGAGGCUGUAAAGGAGGCUCUUGUACAAGCUCGACAGGAACCUCAUGAUGCCUUGGCACCUAGUAAACGUCAUGAUCUCAACCGUUUGUCAUAUUUAAAUCAAGCUCAAGAGCGUGUUGUACCAGGUUCUGAUGAUUCCGACGAAGACGUGUCCUCGACAUCUUCUGCCCAGGUUACACGCCCGCCUAAUACUGAUCAGUCAUCAUCUGCCUUGUCUGAAGUGCCAAGUUCAAGUAUAUCAGCCAAUGGUGUUGCAUCUGAAAGGAAUCAAUUAAGAACGCCUGCUUCAUCUGUUAAUCCUGUAGGAAAUCAUCAACCGCCUACAUUUGAUCAUUUCGAUUUAAUGAAAAAGCGUAAACAACAAUCAUCAUCUGUUGAUCGGUAUGAUGAAGUGCCUUCUCUGAGUGAAAUUACAUCAGCACAACCACCUAUUCGACGAUUGUCGAAUAAUAGACCGACGCAUUCAGAAACUAGUAGUCCUUGGAUUCAUGGAAAUCAAUCUGUUGCAGAACAUCAAAAUGGUAAUUUAGACGCUACAGCAAUGAUGAAAGCAGCUGAUUCAUUUGAACAAUUGGCAGCAUUAGCAGAAGCACAGUUAAGCUGUAAUAAUUUAGGUGUCUCUGGAGAUCCUAAUCCAUCUAUUAAUACACUAUUUCAUCAGUCUCAAGUCACUUCUACAGCUUAUCAACCCCAAACCUCAAUCAAUUCACAACCAUUGUCCACGACACGAAAUGGGCAAAAAUCCCAUAUAUUUGGUGGUGUCAGCGUCCUUCCUAGUUACAGCAACAGUGGAGGCGGUGGCAAUAGUGGUGUAACUAAUGGUGAUUCAGUGUCCGCCAGUCACAACUUCAUUCCAUCCUCAUCAGCAUAUGACCUUCAGCAGGCUCAACAAGAACAAUAUUCACAAUCAAAUCAUCCAGUUUCCUUGGCCUCAUCAUCUUUUGAUCUUGACAACAGUAGCGGCAGAAAAUUCUCAUCACCAGCUACAACAGGCCUAAGUGGGCAGGAUACUUCUACGGAUAGUGGUCAAACCACUGGUCUUGUAUGUCAUAAUCGUGUAUCCGAAAAGAUUCAAAAGUUAGUCAACACUUUAAAACGUCCUAAAAGGUAUCCACUGCCAGAAUACUUUUUGGAUGAUGAAGAUCAGGUGCUUGUAAGACCUGUGGUCGACCCGACAGCUCCGCGUCCAAGAGGUCUUCCAUCUGAACCGCUAGUUGGUGAAGAAUUAGUGAUACCUUCUGGCUUACCACGGAAUUUAGAGUCAGCACUACAGCGUUAUGCUAGUUUAAGUUGUAAAACACCAGCGUUAACCUGUUUAGAUGUAUCUGGCCGGCCUACUCAAGUGUUGACUUAUGCAAAAUUACUUCAGCGGGCUAUCCGAAUUGCCUACACCUUAUUAAAUAAAUUAGGUCAUCGUGGGGAACAAAGCUUGAAGCCUGGUGAUCGUGUUGCCUUGGUAUAUGCUAAUAAUGAACCAAUCAGUUUUCUGUGCGCAUUCUAUGGAUGUAUUUUAGCUAGUGUUAUUCCCAUAGCAAUAGAAGUUCCAUCAGCUCGUCGAGAUGCAUCAUGUCAAAGUAUGGGGUUUUUACUGGGUAGUCAAGAUGCUAGAGUUGUAUUAGCUAGUGAACAGUGUUAUAAAGCGCUACAACGUAGUCCUAAUGGUGAUAUCUUACCAUUUCCUGGUUGGCCACGUGUUACAUGGAUUAAUACAGAUCAUCAUGCUAGUGGUAUAAAACCACCAAAAGAUUGGACUCCACCAGAUCGAUUAGCAAAUGAUGCAACUAUGUAUUUAGAGUAUACAUUUAGUAAAGAUGGAAGUGUACAUGGUGUUAUGAUAAGUCGACGUGCAGCUCUUUCACAUUGUCGUGCACUAACUGUCGCCUGUAAUUACUCUGAAGAGGAUGUUGUUGUUUGCGUUGUAGACUGUCGUCGACAAACAGGUCUAUGGCAUGCUGUUUUAACGAGCGUCUUCAAUGGACUACAUGUGAUUUUUGUGCCUUAUUCAGUUAUGCAAAUAGAUCCUGGAUCUUGGUUACGUAUGGUUACAAAGUAUCGAGCAACUGUUGCAAUUGUAAAAAGUCGUGAUAUGCAUUGGGCUUUGUUAGCUGAACGUGAUCAUCCAAAUGUGAAUUUAUCUUCAUUACGUAUGCUUUUAGUUGCUGACGGUUCAAAUCCAUGGUCUUUGAAUUCAUGUGACUCUUUUGUACAAAAGUUUCGACCACGUGGAUUUUGUCCUGAAGCUAUCUGUCCAUCUGCUGGAAGUUCAGAAACUCUUACACUUUGUCUACGUCGACCACCACAUCAAAGUAAUUCAGCAAUGAAUUCAGUGAAUGGGAAGAUUGGUACCAACUUACGAUCUGAUUCACUGACGUCUACUGCGCCUAGUUCUGUGAGAGGUGUUAUCUCAAUCCAUAGUCUUACCUAUGGUGUUGUACGUGUUGAUACUGAGGAUUCGUUAACAUCACUCACCUUGCAAGAUUGUGGACAAGUCCUACCUGGAGCUUCAGCAGUUGUUAUACGCCUGGGUCCUAAACCAAUAUUAUGUCAGACAGAUGAAGUUGGUGAAAUAUGUUUAUCUGCAGAUUAUACCGGUUCUGGAUAUUGGGGUCUUCGUGGACAGACUGAUGCACAUUUUCAUGUAGAACCUAUACAUGAAGAUGGUACUCCUGUGUGUUCAUCUACCGGUGGGAAAAAGUAUACCCGGUCUGGUUUUCUUGGAUUCCCCGGUCCAGCAUCAUCGGGUGGUUUAAUAUUUAUCUCCGGUUGUAUUGAUGGUUUAAUGACAAUUGCUAGCAGACGUCAUAAUGCUGAUGAUAUAAUUGCCACGGUCUUGGCUGUUCAACCGACAAAAAUUAUAUACAGAGGACGGAUUGCUGUUUUCUCAGUGGAUCUACUCAAAGAUGAACGUUUAGUCAUAGUAGCUGAAUUAAGACAAGGUUAUUCAGAUGAAGCUGCUUUCACAUGGAUGUCGCUUGUCCUACAAGCUGUUGACAGUAUCCAUCAAGUCAGUGUUUAUUGUUUAGCUUUAGUACAUCAGAAUACAUUGCCAAAAACACCUUUUGGUGGAAUCAAUUGUCAUGCUGUGAAGAAACUUUUCUCUGAAGGUCAUCUUCAUCCUACAGCCUUAUUACUUUGUCCACAUUCAGCUAUACAAAAUUUACCUCAACCACGUCAACUUAGACCAAGUUUAGUUGGCCCAUCGGCUAUGAUGGUUGGUCAGGUAGUUCAAGGUGUUAGACUUGCUGAAGCUCGUGGAAGACCUAUAGGCCCACCGACAUCUUCGAAUAUAACAUCUGCAUCAUCGGAUAAUGGUUUCGAAUUAUUAACUGAAAUACUUAUUCAUAGAGCAAAUCAAACUCCAGACGAUAGAUUAUUUACUGUGUACAAUGUCAAAGGACAAGAAGCUUCAACGCUUACCUGUGUGCAACUAUUACGUCGUUCAGAACGAUUAGCUGCACAACUAAAAGAGAAGGGUAAAGCGCAAGUUGGAACAAUUGUAGCAUUACUUUAUCCUCCUGGUACCGAACUGAUUUGUGCAUUUUAUGCAUGUCUUCUAAUCGGUGCAAUUCCUGUGCCUGUUCGUCCACCUCGAAUCGAUUCAUGUCCUCCUAAUUCCAGUGGUGGUACAAGUGGUUCUGGUCCAAUUGGUUUAUUAUCUGGUCCACCUGGAUCAGGAUCAACACCUGGACUAAGUUUACUAGGCUUAGGAGGUGGAAGUCCUGGAGGCGGUGGCGGCGGCUUCAACGGGCAUUCAGCUGUUGGCGGCAGUGCUGGUCAGCUGUCCACUGGUACUACAGGCAGCUUUCCUAAUGUGUAUUUUCGUCCAAAUGCGCCUAGUUUAGAUACUUCAUUGGAUUUAGUGUGGAAUGUUGUCAAGCAUUCUGGAGCUUCAGUUAUUUUUACGCAGACAAGUCUGUUCAAAUUAUUGAAAUCUAAGGAAGCUGUCAAUCGCAUACCGUUCAGUCAUUGGCCAACAAUACUUGAUUCUGAAGAAUAUAGUCGUCGGAAAUCCACCGUGUCACAGCUGCAACCAUGUUUAGAACAACCAGUUGCCUAUUUAGAUUUCGCUGCAUCGACCACAGGUACGUUAACUGGUAUCCGUGUAACACAUCAAGUUGUCUAUGCAUUGUGUAAAGCUCAAAAAAUGCAAUGUGAAUUUUAUCCAACUCGUGAAGUUGUACUCAGUCUGGAUCCGUAUUCUGGUCUUGGAUUCACUCUAUGGGCGUUAACAUCUGUCUACUGUGGACAUCAUUCAGUGUUAAUACCACCGAGUGUAACAGAAGUUGUACCUGAUUUAUGGCUUAAUAUUUGUAGUCAAAGAAAAGUUCGUGAUGCAUUCUGUUCUCAUUAUACUAUGGAGUUAGCUACACGUUAUCUUGCUAAACAAAUGACUGUUUUAAAGCAACGUGAAAUCAGUUUAUCAAGUAUACGCAGUUUAGUUGUUGUCGCUGAAGAACGACCACGAGUUCAUUUGACGGCUACAUUUACAAAAUUAUUUGCUAGUUUAGGUUUAAUGGGACGUGCUGUAAGCACAUCAUUUGGUUGUCGUGUCAAUUUAGCUAUUUCAUUACAGGGGGCUAGUUCACCAGAAAGUACAACUGUCUAUGUGGAUCGUGUUAGUUUACGUAAUGAUCGUGUGAAAUUACUUGAAAAAGGAUCACCACAUAGUCUAUGCCUUAUGGAAUCUGGAAAAUUAUUACCUGGUGUACACGUAGCCAUAGCUAAUCCAGAUACACUUGGUCAAUGUGCUGAUUCACAAUUAGGUGAAAUUUGGGUCUCAUCACCGCAUAAUUCAACUGAUUUAUUAGGACCAUUUGAUAGUGCUAGUUUAAAUCGUUCAAAUGGAAGUGUUUCACAACCAGUAGCUGGUACAAAUGCUACAGAUUCAUUGCAUGCUCGUUUGGUUACUGGUGACACAGAAAGAAUUUAUGCACGUACAGGAUUUCUAGGCUUUGUUCGUCGAACUGAAUUGACACAGUCAGAUGGAGAACUGCAUGAUGCAAUAUUUGUAGUCGGUAGUCUAGAAGAAACUAUACUAUUGCGUGGAAUGCGUUUUCAUCCAAUCGAUAUUGAAAAUACUGUAAUGCGUUCACAUAAGAAAAUAUGUGAAUGUGCUGUAUUCAGUUGGUCUAAUCUACUAGUUGUUGUCGCUGAGUUAGCCGGUGAAGAGAACGAGGCAAUGGAUCUUGUUCAUCCGAUUACCGCACAUGUAUUAACUGAGCAUCAAAUGAUUGUUGGUGUUGUUGUUGUCGUUGAUCCUAGAACAGUACCAAUCAAUCCAAUGGGUGAAAAACAACGUAUCCUGUUAAGAGAUAGUUUUGUCAAUGAUAAACUUGAUCCAAUCUAUGUAUCGUAUAAUAUGUAA
Molecule: messenger RNA, 5724 nt
Organism: Trichobilharzia regenti
Lineage: Eukaryota; Metazoa; Platyhelminthes; Trematoda; Strigeidida; Schistosomatidae
Source: the annotation of a GenBank genome assembly